Messenger RNA from Pseudogymnoascus verrucosus, 1626 nucleotides. RefSeq lists its product as uncharacterized. NCBI's taxonomy places the organism in Eukaryota, Fungi, Ascomycota, Leotiomycetes, Thelebolales, Thelebolaceae. The record is from RefSeq and is a predicted model, not a curated record. Gene Ontology annotation, molecular function: iron ion binding; heme binding; oxidoreductase activity, acting on paired donors, with incorporation or reduction of molecular oxygen. The coding region runs from base 1 to 1626 and encodes 541 amino acids. The transcript has 7 exons.
AUGGGUUGGCCUGCGUAUAAGCCGGAUGGAUCUCCUAUGGUAUUUGCUGCCAACGGAAUUGUGUCACAGCUGGCUCCUAUGCUUGAGUUCUCAAAUGAGUCUGUCGAGGUCUCGGAAACUUUGAGAUACACCUCGCAACCCUACUACAUCUUCGUGAACUACUUAACCUUGAAACCCAGGUUAACUUCGAAAGUAGCCAUGAUGAAUCGCAUUUUAGAUGCUUCUCAAGGAUUUAUCCUCGGUUUGGUAUAUCUCAAAGUGAUUGCUAUCUCCUGUAUAGCUCUGUUUCUUGCCUGCGCAGUCUCCUACCUUCGAACCGCCAAUAAACCCGAGCUCGGCAGUGUUCCUGGACCACGUCUUGCAAGAUGUAGCAACUUAUGGAGAUUACGAAAUUCUGUGUCUGGGCUUGCUCCACAGAACUUUCAGAAAGUCCAUAAGACUUAUGGAAAAGUCGUCCGUACUGGACCAAACCAUAUCUCCAUAUCAGAUCCCUCUAUGAUUCCGGUUAUAUAUGGAAUUUCGAGCAAAUAUUCAAAGUCCGCAUUUUAUAAUACUUUAACACCAACUCUUGAGGACAAGCCUCUGUACAGUAUCUUCUCUACGCAAGAUCCAAAGCACCAUAGAGCCCUGAGAAGUGGUAUAGCACAGAAAUACUCGUUAUCGUCGCUGCUCCAGCUCGAACCACUCGUGGACGAGGUUACGCAGAGCUUUGCUAAAAAAAUGCGAGCUUUUAGCAACCCACCACUAGACGCUUCGCAACCUUAUACAGCCAAAAUUGUCGACAUUGGAGAGUGGCUACAGUUCUAUGCCUUUGACGUGAUCGGUUCUAUCACCUUUAGCAAGACAUUUGGCUUCCUAGACGCAGGCUUUGACUACACUAGAGUUAUUGAGGGGAUAGACUUUGGACUUAAGUACGCCGGGCUCAUUGGGCAAAUUCCAUCCUUCCAUCCAUGGCUGUUUGGAAGCCCAAUGCUGCAGAAGAUUAUAAGUUAUAUCCCAGGCGCAGAAAAAAAGGAUCCGAUACGAACAGUCUUACAGAUGAUAAAAGAUGCCCUAGCAACCGUCGACACAACUUCAAAAGAAACCUCACAUGAGGACUUCCUAACCUUUUUGCAGAAACAGAACGAGAACGGAAGCUCAAAAAUGAGCCAGAAAGAUAUGAUGAACCACUUGUUUGUUAAUCUCCUUGCAGGGAGCGACACGACUGCCAUUUCUCUCCGAUCAAUAUUCUAUUUUUUGAUGAAGAAUCCGCGCACAUUAUCCAAAUUGCAGGCAGAGAUCUUUGCUGCGGAUCAAGCUGGAAUGUUCUCGGAAACUAUCACAUACGCCGAAGCUCAAAAGCACAUCCCUUACCUCGCUCUUGUUAUCAAGGAAUCACUUAGGCUACACCCUGCUGUGGCUCUUAUGUUAGAACGAAUCGUGCCCCAAGGCGGGUUAACGCUUCAUGGGCAUUACUUGCCUGCUGGCACAAUCGUUGGUAUCAACGCAUGGGUUGUUCAUUAUGACGAAGAUGUUUUUGGAGACCAUGUUCAUGAAUUCCGCCCUGAGAGGUGGGAAGAGAGUAAGGACCCAGUGAAGAUCGAGCAACUAAAGAGGAUGGAAAGAAGCUUUUUAGCCGUACGUUAA